AUGGUCAUGGUACAUAAGCCGCUCGGCUCGCCUCCCCUUCCACUCCUCUCGUGGCACGCCACAACCACGACUGAGCCCUCGGAGGCUCAUCGUCUCUCUCUCAUCGGCACGUCACCUCUGCCGGCACUGCUGCGGGCUUCUCGCCCCUUCUCGCCCUUCUCGCCCGUCUCGCCCUUCUCGCCCCACCUGUUGACUGUCAUGGGUUCGCCUUCCCACGGCGUGGCUGUGCGGAGCCUCGUGCUCGCUGCACUGGCUGCUCUCAUGCUCUCAGCCUGUGCGCCCAGGGCUGCCGCCAUUCGCCAUUCGCACGGCCUGCUGACAGCUGCUUCAAGCAACGCCGCUGACCACUCGUGUGUGCAGCGCAACUGUGGCGCCAAUGCGGUGUGCGUGAAGGACAGGGGCAGCGCCACCUGCGUCUGCAACGUUGGAUUCUCCAUGACCCCCACCGGCUGUGUUGACAACUGCGCGCUCAAGGCGUGUGGCAGCAACGGCAAGUGCAUCAAGGACAGUGCUGGAGUGGCGUCCUGCGUGUGCAACGCUGGCUUUGUGCUGCAGGCUGACAAGAUUACAUGCACUGGUGCGUAUGUGCUGAUGUGUGAUUGCACAGCAACAGAUAAUAACCCCCCCUGUCUUUUCCGACAGAUCGCUCUAUUCCGACGCUACACGUGCGUGCUCAAGAGGUGUGGGAGCAAUUCCAAGUGCGUGAAGAGCGCUGCAGGAGUGGCGUCCUGCGUGUGUGACACUGGCUUCUUGCUGCAGCCUGAUGGCGUCACUUGCACUGACACAUGCGCGCUCAAGGCGUGUGGCGUCAACGGCAAGUGCAGCAAGGACAGUGCUGGAGUGGCGUCCUGUGUGUGCAACGCUGGCUUCGUGCUGCAGGCUGACAAGACUACAUGCACUGACACGUGUGUGCUCAAGAGGUGUGGGAGUAACGCCAAGUGCGUGAAGAGCGCUGCAGGAGUGGCGUCCUGUGUGUGUGACACUGGCUUCGUGCUGCAGCCUGAUGGCGUCACAUGCACCGACACAUGCGCGCUCAAGAACUGUGGUGUGAACGGCCAGUGCAUCAAGGACAGCACUACUGGAGCGGCGUCCUGUGUGUGUGACUCUGGCUUUGAGCUGCAGGCGGAUGGCAGGACGUGCACUGACACCUGCGACAUCAAGGACUGUGUGUAUGGUGGGUGCAUGAAGGACGGACUCGGAGUGGCGUCCUGCGUGUGUCAAGAUGGCUUUGCGCUGCAGGCGGAUGGCAGGACGUGCACUCAUGUCUGGUUGAUCCAGAACUGUGGUCUCAACGGUCAUUGUGUUCCUGCUGGUAAUGCGGCUACCUGUUUGUGUAACUCUGGCUAUGUGCUGCAGGAGGAUGGCAGGACGUGCAAGGACACCUGCGUGGCUCAGAACUGUGGUGCAAACGGCCGGUGCAUCAAGGACGAUACUGGAGCGGCGUCCUGGGUGUGUGAAUCCGGCUUUGCACUGCAGGCGGAUGGCAGGACGUGCACUGAUGUCUGUGAGAUCCAGAACUGUGGUGCCAACGGCCAUUGUUUCCCGUCUGGUGACGGGGCUGUCUGCGUGUGUGACAAUGGCUACGUUCUGCAGGAUGAUGGCAGGACGUGCAAGGAUGCUUGUGUGAUCCAGAACUGUGGUGCCAACAGCCAGUGUGUUCCUAUGCUCAACGGGGCUGCCUGCCAGUGUGACGAGGGCUUCCAGUUGCAGUCAGAUUACAGGACGUGCCUCCGCCCCAAACCUGCGCUCAUCGAGUGUGCCCCGGGUUACCAGCUGCAGGCGGAUGGAUCGUGCUUCCAGCCUGUGACCGAGUGUCCCCCGGGUUGGGAGCUGCAGGGCGGUGUGUGUGUCUACACGCAACUUCCAUUUGAGGAAUUCGGUGGAUAUGUGUGUGUGUGUGACGAUGGUUUCGACAUGCAGUGGGAUGGGUCGUGCGUCUUCAACCGACCUCCACCUGACGACAUCUACUACAAUCCCUGUGACACCCUGAAUUGUGGUUCUUAUGGCGAGUGUAUUCAAUCUGGUCUUACCACGGCUUUCUGUCAGUGUUACUCGGGUUAUGAGAUGCAGAAUGGGGAGUGCGUGCUGCAGAACAGCCAAGGCCCACCUCAAAUCGAUCCCUGUGCCACCCUGGAGUGUGGUGCGAACAGCAAAUGCAAUACUGUUGGUAACGCGGUUACCUGUGUGUGUGUCGAUGGUUACGAGAUGCAGAAUGGGUGGUGCGUCUCCAGCCUACCUCCACCUGCAAUCGAUCUCUGUGCAAACGUGGACUGUGUUCCGAACAGCAAAUGUGUUGCUGGAGCAUUCUGGACUACCCGUGAAUGUGACCCGGGUUUCACGUGGCGGGCGGACGAAGUGUGCAUCCCACUUCCAUCUGCAAUCGUGCGCUGUGCAUCCAUGGACUGUGGUCCGAACAGUGCAUGCUUAGAUUAUGCUGACAAUGUCAUUGCUACUCAGCUGUUACACGAUAUGUUACUUUCUACAUCCACCCACCCUUGGUCCCACAUUUGUGUCUCCAUCUGCCACGCUCUUUCACCCCAACUCCUUCCCAAUGCUACUAUUGCGGAUUCUUCGACUUCUUCGGAUUUAACUAAAAAUCAAGAAACUGUUCUGGCAAGGUGCAUCCUCAUCACUCCCGUGACCGCACAUCCCGCGGUGUGGGAGCACCCAUCAGCCACUCUCGUCAUCCCAUCAGCCACUCCCGUCAUCCCAUCAGCCACUCUCGUCAUCCCAUCAGCCACUCUCGUCAUCCCAUCAACUGGUCUUCCAGCUGCUGUCUCUUGCAACUUAGGGCACGGCAGGCCAAGGGCUGAAGGCAUGGAUUGUGUGCAUCAGGACCCUCGCUGA
This is a messenger RNA of Closterium sp. NIES-65, 2847 nucleotides long. The record is from the annotation of a GenBank genome assembly. Lineage: Eukaryota; Viridiplantae; Streptophyta; Zygnematophyceae; Desmidiales; Closteriaceae.